Molecule: messenger RNA, 321 nt
Organism: Bipolaris victoriae FI3
Lineage: Eukaryota; Fungi; Ascomycota; Dothideomycetes; Pleosporales; Pleosporaceae
Exons: 2
Coding region: 1-321 (106 amino acids)
Source: RefSeq, a predicted model, not a curated record
AUGUGGAAUGGUACUACAAACGCCAAAGUCCGACCUGAACCUUUUCGCUCACCCUCGACAACCAAGGGUGUGAACAGCAGGAGUGUGGAUCCGUGUGGUACGUUUGGAGGGGAAAGUGGUCGGUAUUACGUUAUCGACAGUCCGGGCGAAACGAUGAUGGUCCUCUUCACUCGCCAUUUUCUCAUCGAAAUCAAUUGGAUAUUCAUACCAAUAAAUCUAGAACUGGAAAAUUUUGUGAUCUACACCACCGAAUCUGAAUCGGUUGUUGAUCAGCUCGGCCACGACAACUCGGCGGUCGGGGCGCUCCGACUUAAACUGUAG